AUGAAUGAACUGAUCGAGGAGCUCAACAAAACUAAAGUUGGGUGUCACGUUGAUGGCAUUUGCGUGAAUAACAUCAGCUACGCAGACGAUAUGGUUUUGUUGAACCCCUCGAUCGGUGCUCUCAAGCGUCUUUUGCAGAUUUGUGAACGGUAUGCGGUGGUCCAUGGACUCAAGUACAAUGUUAGUAAAAGUGAGCUGAUGGUUUUUAAGGCUGGUACGAAAACUUAUAAUGUACCACCACUCACUCUCUCUGGCGCUCCUUUGAAGACAGUCACUAAAUUUAAGUACUUGGGUCACUGGGUCACCGAAAACCUCUGUGACAACGAAGACAUCGAGCAGGAGCGGAGAUCGUUGGCAGUCCGAUGCAACGUGUUGGCCCGCAGGUUCGCGCGGUGUACGAGGGACGUAAAAAUAACGCUCUUCAAAGCGUUUUGCGUCUCCUUUUACUCGUGCGCCGUGUGGGUGAACUAUAAGCAGAAGGCGUACGACGUACUCCGCGUACAGUAUAACAACGCGUUCCGGGUGUUGUUGGGGCUGCCGCGGAGGUGCAGUGCGUCCGGCAUGUUUGCCGAGGCGCGGACGGACGGCUUUGCGGCUGUCAUGAGGAAGAGGUGCGCCUCCCUCGAAGCCCGCAUCCGUGCCAGCCCCAACACCAUCCUGUCCGCGUUCGCCGACCACUGGGACGGCCCAAUGGUCGCCCGGUGGUCGUCACUACAUGUCUAA
This is a messenger RNA of Hyposmocoma kahamanoa, 723 nucleotides long. RefSeq lists its product as uncharacterized. The transcript has a single exon. The coding region runs from base 1 to 723 and encodes 240 amino acids. The record is from RefSeq and is a predicted model, not a curated record. Lineage: Eukaryota; Metazoa; Arthropoda; Insecta; Lepidoptera; Cosmopterigidae.